AUGGAGGACAGCAAGAUCCAGAUUAUGCGCCAGGUGCAGCAGGAAGCCGCCAUGCAGAACGCGCGCAUGCUGGUCGAGAAACUGAACGAGCACUGCUUCGAACGCUGCGUGCCCAAGCCUGGAACCUCGCUGUCCAGCGGCGAGGAGGGCUGCUUCAAGAGCUGCAUGGAGAAGUACAUGAGCGCCUGGAACACCGUCAGCAAGCAGUACGUUGCGCGGAUACAGAAGGAGAGUGCCGCCGGAGGACUGAGCAUGUGA
Messenger RNA from Boeremia exigua, 258 nucleotides. RefSeq names its product Tim10/DDP family zinc finger-domain-containing protein. The record is from RefSeq and is a predicted model, not a curated record. The transcript is spliced from 2 exons. NCBI's taxonomy places the organism in Eukaryota, Fungi, Ascomycota, Dothideomycetes, Pleosporales, Didymellaceae. Bases 1 to 258 code for a protein of 85 amino acids.